Xenopus tropicalis (tropical clawed frog) is the source of this 1660-nucleotide messenger RNA. Its product is annotated as vomeronasal type-2 receptor 26-like. The record is from RefSeq and is a predicted model, not a curated record. Gene Ontology annotation, cellular component: plasma membrane; membrane. NCBI's taxonomy places the organism in Eukaryota, Metazoa, Chordata, Amphibia, Anura, Pipidae. Gene Ontology annotation, biological process: G protein-coupled receptor signaling pathway. Bases 1 to 1620 code for a protein of 539 amino acids. The transcript has 4 exons. Gene Ontology annotation, molecular function: G protein-coupled receptor activity.
AUGGAUGGAUUUCAGGAUUUUUUAUUCUCUGCAAACCCUGAUCAGUAUCCAGAAGAUAUAUUCAUUGAAGAAACAUGGCUGGAUUUUGUAAGCGACCUAUCUACUGACAUGGCCAACAGUGAAACAUAUGUGAGUAAUAUAACCGGCAGUGAAGACUUUCUAAAUUCUUCCUCUCUUGGAAAUGAGACCCUUGCAUCAAUCCCUCACUUUAGACAGCUGGAUCUCAGAGUGCCCUACAGUGUGUACAAGGCUGUGUAUUUGUUGGCCCAGGCUCUACAUGUAUUGCUCUCAGAGAAGACUUCUCAUGGGGCUCCUACAGAGAAAGCCCAACUGGAGAGGGAACUGAACCCAUGGAAGCUGAAUCACUUGCUGAGAAAGGUUCAUGUUACACUUUCUUCAUCCCAAGAAGAGAUUUAUAUUAACAAGGAGGGAGAAGCUCCGGGACAAUAUGAUCUCACAAACUGGGUCAUGUUCCCUGAUCGAAGAACCAACGAACUGAAUGUGAUCACAGUGGGAAGGUACAACACGUCGAACCCCAAUCAGCUGAUUUUCAAUGACAGAGCCAUUGUUUGGUACCCGAAUGAUACAGAGAUCCCAAUCUCCGUGUGCAGUGACAGCUGUAUCCCAGGGUACCGGAAAGUUUCCCGAGAAGUAGAGUUUUCCUGCUGUUAUGACUGUGUGCCCUGCGAGGAGGGACACAUCUCCAACACAACAGAUAUGGAAACGUGUAUCCAAUGCCCAGAAGAUCAGUGGCCCAAUGACAAUAGAACUAUUUGCAUCCAGAAAAUAACAGAAUUCCUUUCAUAUGAGGAUCCCUUGGGACAGUCUCUGGCUGCAGUCUCGGUUCUCUCCUCUCUUACUGUCAUUUCAGUUCUGCUGAUUUUCAUCAAAUAUCACAAAACUCCUGUGGUCAAGGCCAAUAACCAAACCCUGAGCUACUCCCUCCUCCUCUCCCUCACACUGUCCUUCCUCUGCUGCUUCUUGUUCAUUGGGCGCCCUCAGAAAGUGACCUGCCUGCUCAGACAAGUUACAUUUGGGAUCAACUUUACACUUUCUGUCUCUUGUGUCCUGGCUAAAACUGUCACAGUCGCCAUUGCCUUUAAUGCCACAAAGCCGGGAAGCAAGAUAAAGAAAUGGGUGGGAACAAGAGUGUCCCUCUGCCUGGUCCUUCUCUGCUCUCUGCUCCAGGUUGGGAUAUGCCUGGUCUGGCUGAUCUCCUCCCCACCAUUCCCAGACUAUGACACUCACACUUACACUGGGAAGAUGAUAUUACAAUGUAAUGAAGGCUCCGUCACUGCAUUCUACACUGUGAUUGGUUACUUGGGGUUCCUGUCGGGAUUAAGUUUCAUUGUUGCUUUCCUGGUUAGGAAGUUACCAGCCAGUUUCAAUGAGGCCCAGCUGAUCACUUUCAGCAUGCUGGUGUUCUGCAGUGUUUGGGUGUCCUUCAUCCCAGCGUACCUGAGCACCAAGGGCAAAUACAUGGUGGCUGUGGAGAUCUUCGCUAUCCUGGCUUCCAGUGCAGGGCUGCUGGGCUGUAUCUUCAUUCCCAAGUGCUACAUUAUCCUCUUCCGCCCUGAGCAGAACACCCGCCGGGGCCUUACUGGGAAACACUUACAGUGAAUUAUUGCUAACCCUCAGGAUUCUCAGUAGCACACUCAUA